Messenger RNA from Prunus mume (Japanese apricot), 588 nucleotides. RefSeq names its product protein LURP-one-related 11-like. NCBI's taxonomy places the organism in Eukaryota, Viridiplantae, Streptophyta, Magnoliopsida, Rosales, Rosaceae. The record is from RefSeq and is a predicted model, not a curated record.
AUGGCGAAGGUUCACCCUCAGGGCCUAUUUUCCUCUUCCCCUACUGAAUAUUUCACUUCAAAACAAGAAACAUUCACCAUAUGGAUGAAGUCUCUCAUACUGAGCAGCAAUGGUUGCACUGUCUUCGAUUCGAACGGUCGAAUUGUGUAUCGUGUAGAUAACUAUGAUUGCAAAUGCAGAGGUAAAGUUUAUCUUAUGGAUUUGAAAGGCAAAAUCCUAUUCACCAUACUGAGAAAGAAAUUCAGAUUGCUUGGUCUUUGGGAGGGCUACAGAUCCACAGGGCAAGACAAGAACCAACCACAGCAAUACAGAAUGGAAAGCUUGACCAGCAAGUCAUCCUACAAGAUACUAGACAAGUCUGGAAGACUAGUUGCAGAGGUAAAGAGAAAGCAAUCAGCAUGUGGAGUGGUUCUUGGAGAAGAUGUUUUGACAAUGGUGGUAGAGCCCUUCGUAGAUCACAGUCUCAUCGUGGGGCUUCUUGUUGUGUAUGGUCUCAUCAACCGUAAAAUGUGAAAGUGUGGAAGUAAAUCGGCAACAAAUAUAUAUAUAUAUAUGGGAUUGUAAGUUGUAAAUUAUCCAAAUUAGUGA